Messenger RNA from Cheilinus undulatus (humphead wrasse), 488 nucleotides. RefSeq lists its product as uncharacterized. The record is from RefSeq and is a predicted model, not a curated record. NCBI's taxonomy places the organism in Eukaryota, Metazoa, Chordata, Actinopteri, Labriformes, Labridae. Bases 169 to 477 code for a protein of 102 amino acids. The transcript has 5 exons.
GGAGGACUAGACUGCAGGGUUUUGGUCUUCAUACAUAAUUGUGAGUUAAUGAGCUGACAUCCGCUCCUGUAGCUGUAUAAAAGAGAGCUGCACAUUCAGAUCAACACUACUACCUCCUGAACCAACAUCUACUCUCUCUGCUUUGGGAAGCUAUAUCUGGAGGUAACCAUGCUGAAGGUACUGUUUGUGCUGGGACUCCUCCUGAGCAUCACUCUGGCUCUUCCUGGCGUGGAGCACCGACGUGUUGCUCGGUCUGAUUCUUCAUCUAGCUCUGACUCCAACUCUAAUGAGGCUACUGCUACCACUACUACCACUACUACCAACACAAAUGCACAGAAUCAGCUGCUCCUUCAGUUCUUGUUAACCCUCCUACAACAACUUGCCACCACAACCACAACAGCAGCUACUACAACCACGGUAGCUCCUACAACUACUACAUCUGCUACUACCACCUCUACUGUAGCCACCACUGCUUAAACACCAGAGAC